Fraxinus pennsylvanica is the source of this 1734-nucleotide messenger RNA. The record is from the annotation of a GenBank genome assembly. Lineage: Eukaryota; Viridiplantae; Streptophyta; Magnoliopsida; Lamiales; Oleaceae.
AUGGAGUCCUUCAGAAAUAUUGUCAAUUCCUUGUGCACUUUCUUGUUUUUAGGCAUAUUCUUGCACUUUGCAAGCUCAAUGCCAAGAACAAAUGCAAAAACUCAUUACCAUGAUUUUGUUGUUCAAGCAACACCAGUGAAGAGGCUGUGCAAAACCCACAACACUAUUACAGUGAAUGGAAUGUAUCCUGGACCAACAUUGGAAGUGAACAAUGGUGAUACUCUAGUUGUCAAAGUCAUCAACAAAGCUCGAUACAAUGUCACCAUUCAUUGGCAUGGGGUGCGACAAAUGAGAACUGCAUGGGCUGAUGGACCAGAAUUUGUAACUCAAUGUCCAAUUAGACCAGGACACAGUUAUACUUACAAAUUUACAAUUCAAGGACAAGAAGGCACACUUUGGUGGCAUGCCCAUAGCUCAUGGCUCAGAGCCACGGUCUAUGGAGCCUUGAUUAUUCGGCCACGACCAGGAGAUUCUUAUCCCUUCCCCGAGCCAAAGCGCGAAACACCUCUUCUUCUUGGUGAGUGGUGGGAUGCAAACCCCAUUGAUGUUGUGAGGCAAGCUACAAGAACAGGAGCUGCUCCAAAUGUUUCCAAUGCUUACACUAUCAAUGGUCAACCUGGUGAUCUUUACAACUGCUCCCAAAAAGAUACAAUCCUAGUUCCGGUGAAUUCUGGUGAAACAAAUCUCCUUCGAAUCAUUAACUCUGCACUGAAUCAACAACUCUUCUUUACAAUAGCCAACCACAAACUCACGGUUGUUGGUGCUGAUGCUUUAUAUCUCAAACCCUUCACCACUUCAGUUCUUAUGCUCGGACCCGGCCAGACAACCGAUGUCCUAAUCACUGCCGAUCAACCACCAGCCAAGUACUACAUUGCAGCACGUGCCUACGCUAGUGCUCAAGCUGCACCAUUCGAUAAUACCACCACCACAGCCAUUCUUGAAUACGAGACUGCCCCUUGCCUAGCUAAAUGCACCUCGACCAAGCCAGUUAUGCCUUCUCUACCUGCAUUUAACGACACUGCCACUGCAACUGCCUUCACAAAAAGCUUGAGAAGCCCAAGAAAAGUAGAAGUACCCACAGAAAUUGAUGAGAAUCUCUUCAUUACAGUUGGUUUAGGACUCAACAAUUGCCCCCGUGGUGCCAGGCGUAGUAAUUGUCAAGGACCAAAUGGGACUCGAUUCACUGCCGGUAUGAACAAUGUAUCGUUUGUGCUUCCAUCCAAUUUUUCCCUGCUGCAAGCACAUCAACAGCGUAUACCUGGAGUUUUCACAACUGAUUUUCCAGCAAAUCCACCUCAGAAAUUUGAUUACACUGGUAAUGUAAGCCGAUCACUAUGGCAACCUGCUCGCGGGACUAAGGUGUACAGAUUAAAGUAUGGAGCACGAGUACAAAUAGUGUUGCAGGGAACAAAUAUCUUCACAACUGAAAACCAUCCUAUUCAUCUUCAUGGAUAUGACUUCUAUAUCCUUGCUGAAGGAUUUGGAAAUUUCAAUCCAAAUAGAGAUACAGCCAAAUUCAAUCUCGUUGAUCCGCCACAACGAAAUACAGCUAGUGUACCUGUUGGUGGAUGGAGCGUGAUUAGAUUUGUCGCAGAUAAUCCAGGAGUAUGGAUAAUGCACUGUCACUUGGACGUUCACAUCACUUGGGGCUUGGCAAUGGCUUUCUUGGUGGAAAAUGGAGUGGGAGAAUUGCAAACGUUGGAGGCACCUCCUGCAGAUCUGCCCCUCUGUUAA